This is a messenger RNA of Microdochium trichocladiopsis, 637 nucleotides long. RefSeq lists its product as uncharacterized. The coding region runs from base 29 to 631 and encodes 200 amino acids. The record is from RefSeq and is a predicted model, not a curated record. The transcript has a single exon. Lineage: Eukaryota; Fungi; Ascomycota; Sordariomycetes; Xylariales; Microdochiaceae.
GUGGUAAGCAGAUCUAGCUCACCCUGAAAUGCCGUUGCCACGACAAGACAUUAUCAAGGCAGCCUCGCAAAAAGAAUAUCAGCGUUCUACAAGCCUUGUCCGUGAUAUCCUGGGCAUUCCCACAGCAGGCUACCCAAAUCAUUUGACCGAUCCAGACAAGCCCUCGCUCGAGGGUCGCCAAAGGACAAUGAGGACCAAAAUGCACCUGUGUCUUCUCAGCCAGGCCCGCAACUCAAGCAAUCCUCUUCCCAAUCCCGGGACCUUUCUUCCCCGUCACUGCGGUCUGGAGCCAAGCAUCGAUGCGGUCCCUGGUAGCCUCCGUGGUCACUUCUGCGCGCCGUGCCUCGAGCUGGCGGGCCUCCUCUGCUUCUUCGGCAAUGAUCUUUGCCUGGCUGUCCGCUUCACCAUCGGCAUCGGCAAGACCUUCUUCUUCGUUUUCUUCUCCUCCUGCUCCGUGGAUCGCUGGUUCUGGCUCCGACGGGGCUUCAUUGCCGGGCUGAUGGGUGUUCUCGUCGGGCUUAUUGUUCUUGUCGUUGUCGUCGCUGCUUCGGGUGUUGUUCACCGGUACAUCGAUGUCCUGGUCUCCCCCUCCACCGCCCAACUUGGCUCCGCCGUCUUCCUGCUUGUCUGACUCAAG